This is a messenger RNA of Thunnus maccoyii (southern bluefin tuna), 1449 nucleotides long. RefSeq lists its product as uncharacterized. Gene Ontology annotation, cellular component: centrosome. The transcript has 9 exons. Bases 1 to 1449 code for a protein of 482 amino acids. The record is from RefSeq and is a predicted model, not a curated record. Lineage: Eukaryota; Metazoa; Chordata; Actinopteri; Scombriformes; Scombridae.
AUGCCUGAGCAUGUUGUCAGUCAACAACAUUUCACCAAUACUGCCAGGAAGAAAAGUAAAGUUCGCCUCAAUGACCAACUCAUACCAAAACCAAGUGAUAUAAAUAUGACGGAGAAAAUGAUCAAGAUUGCAACUCCAAAAGAACAUCCUUAUGCAUCCCACAUCUCCCGGUUUGCAAUGUUCCCAUCCUUUCACUCUCCAGAUGACCCUGACACAGGAGUCAGAGCUGCCUCCCAACCUUUCCUCAACCCCCUCAUCCCGACUGGUGCACCAGAUGUCACUCUGUUGAGCAAAACUAUAGGUGGUCCGUACCGGCAUGAGAUCUUGGAGACACCCAACAGAAUCAGGAGGAAGGCUGCUGUAUGGACAGGAGAACAUGGUUUCUUGAAUCAUGCAAAGCCACUGAAAGGAGACGGCCAAGUAUUCUACCCCACUCCUCCAAAUAUAGUGCUGCCCAACCCUAAACUUCGUGACUGGAAUUUCACAUUAUCUGAGCGGACAAGCAACAUGCUGAAAAAUAUGGAGAGGACACACUGGGUCACCUCUUAUCAAAUGCACUACACAGGAUCAGGGCCAGCUAAUCCUCUGAAGAUAGAUGACUUCAAAGAAAAAAUGAGUGAUCUAACUGGGAUGACUUCACAUGCUGCACUACUGAGAGAAAGAUCCUAUCCUGUGUUUGUUCCCUCUAAACCAAGAGAAGGAUGGAGAAGAAGACAGGGGAGUCAUGUUGGGAGGAGCACCUGCAGCCCGGCUGUUGCUAUUCUCCAAAGUCCAUCUCUAGCUCUGAACCAAGGCACUGCUUCAGCAACUAUACACCAACAAAGGCCACAAGAGAUCACAGCUAAGCAUAAUGAAGCACCAGAUCCAAACCAAAUGGGUCAUAGUCAGUCAGAGUACAGCAAUGGCUCCACAGAAGCAAUGAGCACUGAGCUUUCCCAGGAGGUCUUACGCAAACAAAAAGCUAAGAGCAAAAGCUCUGCAUAUCAGGGCAGGGAGAAAGAAAACUGCAAAGUCAAGUUUGAUGAAAGUCUCAUGCAAGAAUCUGUGUCACAGAGAAGCCAAGAGGCUAACGCUGCUCAGAUCGCAGACACAGAGAAACCCGUGGACCUGCACAACCGCGAAUCACAUGCUGAGUUAUUAUCAAGGGCAGCUUCAGAAGAGGAGAAACUGCCAGAGGGCAAAGAGCUGCCACGCAGUAUCUCUAACCCCUGCAUCCUGCCGAGGCCUCCUGUCCUGCCUGGCAUUCGCCCUGUGGGAAGAGCUGGGACUGUGGGUAAAGGAGGUGCAGCUCUCAGCCUUCUGGACCUUCAAGAUUCAUUCAGUAAGUCGGAGGCCCAUCGCAACUUCAACAGCUCCAGCACACGUGCUGCUGUCAACCUGAGGGACAACGUAGUCACGGGGAAAAAACAUGACUUCUAUGGGAUCAACUGCUUCUACCUCCAUGGAUAA